Molecule: messenger RNA, 2847 nt
Organism: Cottoperca gobio
Lineage: Eukaryota; Metazoa; Chordata; Actinopteri; Perciformes; Bovichtidae
Gene: morn4
Product: MORN repeat containing 4
Exons: 5
Coding region: 57-497 (146 amino acids)
Biological process (GO): response to axon injury
Cellular component (GO): cell projection
Source: RefSeq, a predicted model, not a curated record
UCUCGGACGGUGGCUUCAAUGCUUCAGAGACAACACACGUAGCGUACAGGGGGGACAUGACUCUGACCAGAGGAUCUUUCACCUAUGCCAGUGGGGAAGAGUACCACGGCGAGUGGAAAGAAGGUCGGAGGCAUGGAGUUGGCCAGCUCAAGUUUCAGGAUGGAACCUGCUUCUCUGGCCAGUUUGAGAAUGGACUCUUCCAUGGCUCUGGUGUACUGCUCUUUACAGAUGGAUCCAGGUACGAAGGAGAAUUUGCACAUGGAAAGUUUCAAGGUGCGGGAGUAUUCAGUCGAUGCGAUGGUAUGAAGUUUGAAGGAGAAUUCAAAGACGGACGUGUGGAGGGAUAUGGGCUAUUGACUUUCCCAGAUGGAGCUCAUGGUGUCCCACGAAACGAGGGCUUGUUUCAAAACCACAAGCUGCAGAAAAGAGAGAAGUGUCCAGGAGUGGUGCAGCGUGCGCAGGCUUCAGCCUCCAAUGCUCGCAUUCUGGCACUUUGACUGUCAUGGACCCUGGAGGAGACACGGUCAGGGUUCCAGUGCCAUCCAGGAGGGCCUCAAGGAUGUGUACUCGUAUACUCCCCUCCAUCUCUUCUCUCUUUUUUCACCAUCACUUUCUUUUUUUCUUUUUCUGCGUCUUCCUUGCUUAGCCUUCACAGUGGCUUGGAACGCACAUGCAAUUUGACCAAACAAUGGCUUUCUUUCAUGAAGUACACCUUUAACUUCACAAGUCAUGUAAACUCCAAAUGCUGCUGUGUUUCCCUUGCUCUAAUUCUUGUACUCAUAAACAGUGUCUUAGCAUUUUACUCUAGAAUAGUUAGCUUUCCUAUAUCAAACAAUAGAAUAUGGGAGACCUCUUCUUACCAUGUUAUUGCACAUCUGGUACUUUAAAGAUGGUUUUUUUGUCCUCCUGCAUUAGGAGUAGGUUCAAAGUAAGUCUGUAUGUUGAAGACUUUAGCCACUAAUGAGAUCAAUUCAUCUUUAAAAUAAUGCUGCAAUCCGUUACAACAGAGCGAUACUUAAAGGUCCCCUGUGGGGGGUUUUGACCUCUGGUACUGCAAGCUAGCAAACAUGAACAAUGCACAAUUUAAAAAAUAUUCAAAAUAAUUGGCUUUACAACUGUUUAUUGAGGAAGGAAAGGCAUAACACAUGUUUUUCAGUCUUCAAAGAUACACAUUGUGCAUUUUUGUGAAAAACAGUGAAUGUGAACGUAACUUAUGUUUGUUUACGAAAACACUCCACACGCACCUUUAAAUCUCUUCUCUAUUAACAGUGCUGCUGCAGACUUUAUCUUUGCAUGUAUUUUGUCACUGGUGUGUCUCCUUUUAGAAGAUCAGUAUUCACGUUUGCCUUAAAGACAUUUUGGUACGAGAGUGUAGUUCCAGGGUGUCCAUCUGAGAGGACACAGUUCCCCCUCCUUCCCUUCUACUCUGCAUCAUUUACCCUAAGGUGGUCAUCCUAAUGAAUUUGAGGCCUGUUUGAAGAUUGCCUCCACUCUUAGGGACACGUUGUUAAGCUGGUGCUGAGUCUCUGCUACCAUCACUCACAAGUCCAGCAGCUCUCCUCUCUCCAAUAAACCUCAUCUCCCAGUGGAAAUCAUGGGAGAAGAGAUUUAAAUCUGCUGGUUAAUUCUCUCAUGUUUUCCCCUGUAUGACCUGAAAGACUGGACAUCCUCAAAGUUGUUAAAUAAUCUUAAUUAAAUGCAUUGAAUUAGAGGCAUAGAUCUUAAUUAAGGCAGCUGAAUGAAAUAAUUUAUAAACCAGAUGUAUAUAUAAAGAAUAUGUAAUUAUGUAUGUGUUUUUCUGUAAUGUGUAUACAUAUUCAUUGUCAUUGAUUGUGUUUGUCUGACCUUUCAAAUGAAUUAAGAAGAAUUUUCUGAUUGGUCAGGUAGAAAAUAGUGUUACGGAGUUAUCUAAGACAGUGUGGUUGAGUAUUUCGAGAAAUGUAUGAACCGUUAUAGCCAAUCACAGCUCUUGUGUGAUAACAGAUUAAUUCAGUGUACUUGAACAGUUAAUACGCCUUCACAACGCAUUUGUAGACGUGGCUUGCUGCCUACAUAGAAAUUCAACCAAAGACAAUCAAAUGAUAUUACAGGUAACGAAGCCUGGAACAGCCAACAGGAGUUACAUGUGUUAUUUCUUACAGCUGGACAAUAAAGACAAAUCAAUAAGGACAAAUCCACCUGGGGUUUUAGUGCGCAAGAAAAACAAAAGGACCGACGAUUAAACCGGGAAUUGAUAUGAGAUUCUGUCUCUAGCCUGGAUUAUUGCAGUUACUGAUUCUCAUUGUUGUUAUAUUCUGUGGAGAAAAAAAAAUCAAUACUCAAUAUGAACAUGAACCCAUACUGCUGCUUGUUAUGAAUUCCCCCUUUGGUAUGGCAGUGUGCUGCAAGUACAAUCAGAAAGAUUAACAUUAGACACAGAAAACAGACCAUUGCAUGCAUCAGUACCACACAAUGAUACUUUAAUGUUUGCUGUAUGUGCAGAGUGUGUAAUAUCCUGUAUUUCAGAUCAUGUAAUGGUAUUUUUCCUUUCUGCUUUUUCGGAGACGGCGCCUGCUCAAGCCUUCUUUGCCUACACAUGUCUGCCUGAGUGGAACUGAAUUCACAACAAUUCCACGUCUAUUUCCUACUGGAAACAAAUGGUGCUUUAAAAGCGUGCCUGUCCAGACUUUCACCUGCCUGGAAAAUAUCAUUGCUGUGGUUACAUUUUUUCAGUAACAAUGUAAUGUUGCUUUGAGUGCUCUUAGAUAAAACUACUGUACAGUAUCCUCUCAUUCUCCUGGAGUAGGUCUGGAUAUGUAUCGGAUAGGCGGUAAUGUGUUUAAUAAAGCCUUGUGUUAAAAAAAGAAA